GAAAAAAGAGCGGCCAAUAAAACAGAGAAUAGCCUGUAACACAAACUGAACUCACUUCUCCAUGGUUUUCGUUCUUUUUUGCGAGGGUAAUUUGUAGUUUCUUCAAGCCGACGUCAUCUUUGAACUCGUGACUUGACAUCCCAGUCCGUUGCGUCAUAAACGAAAGCCUACUUCAAAAUGUCUUUCGGCUGCUACCGUCCGGACGCGAACACGAACCUUGGCUGUCGGCCGACGGCCAGUUCGAUGAGCUUGAAGGACACCAAGUUGUUCCAGCAGCGGGUGCACCGGGAAACCAGAAAUCCCAUCACAGGAGAAGUCGUGAACUACAGCCGAGGGGCGAAUGCUUCAAACGCCGGGGAUCCGAGUUCCACAACGAGUAGUUCCUUCGCAUCCAACAUGACAAACUCCGCAAAUCAGACGAAAAGCGACAUUUUCCACCUGCGAGACACGGAUAGUGAAAAUAACAAGCAGGAUGAUUUUACCGGGGGGAAGAAGGUAGUUAAGAAGUUUGUUGCUGGGAAGUACUUAGUUGUCAUGCACUUUCUACAAUCGCGAUUGAGUUUGUCAUGCGAACCUUGACUUUAAGUAACCUAUUCGUCAAACACGAAAAUUAUACAGCAAAUGCCGGAGCAGCGGUACCAGGGAAAUUUGAACCCCAACCUUACCCUUCCGGGGAGCAGCAGCUCGCGUGGAUUCGCAGAAAACCCAAGCCGAAUAGCCGAGGGGAACCUGAUAUGCAUUGCAAAGGUAUCGCACUCGUACCAGUUGCAACCAUGCAUGACGAAUCGAAGUCUUGUCCUUAAGGUAAAACAGCAUGACAGAGUCCAGUUCUCACACUGAGAAAUAUUUGUAAUGCACUUACUUAUAUGUACGAGUGCGAUACUUUUACAGAGAAUACCUGACGGUGGGAAGCAUGGUUCCGAGUUCGUUUGCGAUCACGGGUAUAACUACUUUUCAGCUGCUUCAUGCAUGAAACGCAAAUGCUUGCUGUGCAUAUGAUUUUGAUUCUGCUAGGCAUGAGCAUGACAGACUUGAUACGAGUCGCAUCUCGAUAGUAAAAGAAAAACAACCACACAUCGACAUCAGGCGAACCGGGCAUUUACCGCGACACUGACUCUUCCUCCAACGCGUUCACGCACCGCACGAAGGUCUCCUACGCCGGUGGGGAGUGCGGACAGUAUUUGAAACCGCGGGACAAGCUCGGGCCCGGGUGUUUGCCCAUUGGCACCAACGACGCCACCCUAUCGCCGACGACGCGGUCGCCGAAGUCGCAUUUUACCCGGAACAACCUGAACAACACGAGGUACAGCGGGAAAAACUUGGUGAAAGCGGCUACGACCAACAUUCGGCCGACGGAGUUCGGAAUGAUGUAUGCAUUGCAAAAGUACCCCCGUGCUAGUACAAAACGCAUCACAAAUUUUCUCAAGAAGAAGAAUGCAAUUUGUCAUGCGUACUCGGGUAGACGUAGAGAAUCGGACUUGUCAUGCAUAGCCGCAAUUACUACGAGUGCGAUGCUUUUGCUCUGCAUAUGAUGGCCGAGGCGCCGAU
Molecule: messenger RNA, 1548 nt
Organism: Amoebophrya sp. A120
Lineage: Eukaryota; Dinophyceae; Syndiniales; Amoebophryaceae
Source: the annotation of a GenBank genome assembly